AUGGUAAUAACUUCCAAUAUUGCAGAGUCAAUUAUUGCAACAAACAAGGAUGCUAGAGGGUUACCGGUAAUGCGAUUGCUGGAGUACAUGACAAAUUUUCUACAACAGUGGAACAACAAAAACAGAAAAAGUGCAAUGAAGACAUCUACAGAGCUUGGCGAAAAGUACGACAAACUCUUUCGGGAAAAUCUGAAUGCAUCGGAGCAAAUGAUGGUGAGGCCUGCUACAGAGCAGUUAUAUACUGUGUUUGAAGGGGCAGUUUUGAAGAACCAACAGCUGAAACCUGGCCAGUAUUGCUCUUUUUACUACAAGAAGGAUAACCUCCUUAGAACUUAUGAAUUUCCAGUGAAUCAGAUGCCAGAUGAGAGUUUAUGA
Messenger RNA from Nicotiana tabacum (common tobacco), 375 nucleotides. Lineage: Eukaryota; Viridiplantae; Streptophyta; Magnoliopsida; Solanales; Solanaceae. The record is from RefSeq and is a predicted model, not a curated record.